Molecule: messenger RNA, 887 nt
Organism: Euleptes europaea (tarantolino)
Lineage: Eukaryota; Metazoa; Chordata; Lepidosauria; Squamata; Sphaerodactylidae
Gene: TMEM97
Product: transmembrane protein 97
Exons: 3
Coding region: 1-882 (293 amino acids)
Cellular component (GO): endoplasmic reticulum
Source: RefSeq, a predicted model, not a curated record
AUGUCAAUUGGCCUGUCUUUGCGAGUUUUUUCCCGCCAGAGCGGAGGAGCAGGAGCCUCGCGGCAGGCGGCCGAAGGGCUCGCGGCGAGGCGCGGCGCGGCGCUCCUCCGGGCUUUCGUGGAAGGGCGGCCGCCAAGAAGAAGGGCCGCCCCGUGGCGGCGCGAGGACGGCGGCGGGGCCGACUCGGCCCGAACGCAACGCGAGGACGACCCCGCGGCCCGAGUCCCGCCGGCCGCUUCGAGGGCGGUCAGAGGCGCCGCCGGAGGGGCUCUGCGCGCGUGCGCGGAGCAGACGCCCAACCCACGCGGCGCGCGCAGACCUCCUCCGCCUCCGCCAGCCAAUGAGCGCGGCGGGGGCGGGGCGUCCGGAGCAGCGAUGGCGGCGCGCGGCCUGGAGCGGCUCUUCGCGCUCUUCUUCCUCAGCCACGUCCCCGUCACGCUGCUGCUCGACGCCCAGGCCCUCGGCGCCCGCCUACACCCCCACGCCCUGACAGAAUUGGUCGAAUGGUACACGACUUCGUUUAAGGACCCUUUGAUGGCGCAGAGGCCUGCCUGGUUUAAGUCGUUCAUAUACUGUGAAGUCUUCUUGCAGCUGCCUUUCUUUCUUGUGGCAGUUUAUGCAUUCUGGAAAGGUAACUGCAAGUGGAUUCGAAUCCCUGCCAUCAUCUAUGCGGCACAUGUGGCCACGACGAUGGUGCCCAUCCUGGCACAUUUUUUGUUCCACGAUUUUUCAGACUCCAAGCCCGCAGGGCCACAGACGUGGCACGAACGCCUCUGGCUGGUCUCCAUUUACAUCCCGUAUUUGCUGAUCCCGAUCCUGCUUCUCUUAACCAUGUUGUUCAAUCCCUCGUACAACUCAGUAGAAAAACGGAAGACAACUUAACAUUU